AUGGCUUGGGGUAAAUCUGGCUCGCGUCAGCCCUCCACCUUGGGCCAGCUCGUCCCUCUCCUCAUCGUUCUCGUCAUCCUUGGGGCCAUCGCCUGGGUCGGCUACCAGAUCUAUCUCUCCGUUGCUCAGAUACAGGCCCAGGCCACCAAGAAGAUGGGCAAGAAAAACGUCGUCUUCACCAAGGACGGCGUCCGCGUCGGCGUCAAGCACGUCGAGAAUGAGCAGUACGUCGACAAGACCCAGAGCUGGGUCGUCAAGGCCUGGAACCUAGCCGACAAUGGCGGCGCCAAGACCCCUACCGACGUCAAGAAGAGAAAGUGA
Messenger RNA from Thyridium curvatum, 321 nucleotides. RefSeq lists its product as uncharacterized. NCBI's taxonomy places the organism in Eukaryota, Fungi, Ascomycota, Sordariomycetes, Thyridiales, Thyridiaceae. The record is from RefSeq and is a predicted model, not a curated record. The transcript is spliced from 2 exons. Bases 1 to 321 code for a protein of 106 amino acids.